UAUUUAGAAACGGGUUUGUCAAUUUACUGUACAUGUUUUGGUGUGGAUAACACGGGGCAGGGCUAAUGAAUUUCGAUUAACAAAUUAGCGACAAUUAAAACAACAAGUGGCAUCAAAAUACAGGAAGGAAUAAAUUGUCUCUUUUGGACAUUUGCACACACAUAUAUGGCAUAAAAGACACAGAACUAUGAGACUGUGCACCAUUGUAGUGUUGUCGAGUUUUGUGGUAAGCAGUCUGUGUCAGACGCUCGAACAGGAAGUAUGUACAUCUGACCUAAGUAAGGCCGAUAUAAACUUCAUCAAUGCAGACGUUAUUCUUGGUGGAAUAUUUAACUUGAGAGGAGAAGGAAAGAAUGAUUAUGGAUGCGGAAGUCCUCGCCCAGAGGAAAUGCUGUCCUAUGAGGCGGCCAGGUGGACUAUAAAUAGAAUUAACACCAACAACUACAUCCCUGGUAUCAGAAUGGGUAUGAGAGCGUAUGACGUGUGUAGGUCGCCACAUCAAGCCAUCGCUGCUGUCAACGACUUUUACCAGCAAUACUCCCACUCCAGCAUGUACUGUAACAGUACCAGUAAAUAUAACCUAGGUAUUUUGGGAGGAUUUACUAGCGACACAACAAUCCCUGUGGCAGCUCUUACUGCAAAAUUCCCUGCAUCCGUGAUCUCACCUAUAGCUGGUGCACCGGAGCUCAGCGAUAAAUCUCGUUUCCCAUACUUCAUGAGGACCGGAAUGUCUUCUGCAGAACAGAUAAGGGCAAUGAUAGAAGGCAUGAAGGUGAUGGAAUGGGAGAGGAUCGUGGUAGUGUACUCAGACGACCUUUACGGUACAUCGGCCAUGAAUGAGAUGUUGAGACGAUCGCAAACGGAAAAUGUUUGUGUCGUUAAAUCAUUUGCUGUACCCAAAAGCAGCAGUAUGGCAGACUAUCUUGAAAAACUUGAAGAUAUUGGAAUGUAUGACGUCAGCGGCGGCGUAAUUUUUGCAGACCACGAGACAACCGAGAUGGCAUUAGAGGCAAUAGACCAGGUGCCCGGUGCUAGCGGUAUCCAGUGGAUGGUGUCACAGAUCAACCUGAAUGCUCAAACAUAUUCAGGUAGAAUGAGGGGUGCCAUUUUUGUUCAGCCAAAGAUAACGGAAGUUACGGAAUUUUUCGACUACUUUACAAACAUCGAUGAGAAUGUUCAGUCUGCAGAGAAUCCAUGGUUUCGUGAUUGGUUUAUGUCAUUGUUUCAGUGCCGACUGCAAGGAGUGAAUUACGCUCCAUACAAUGGUUUAUCUGACUGUACGUCAAAAACUGCGCAGCAGAAACGUCUCGCCAUCAACACGAGAUACUCUGCAGUAGAUUCAGUCAUCAAGGCGGUUUAUGCGUUUGCCAGGGCACUGAAGACGGCACACUCUCAAACAUGUGGAAGUACGCCAGGCAUGUGUCUGGGACUUAGACAAAUGACCCCACAACAGUUCCAGGGCUAUUUGUCUGAAGUUAAUCUAGAUUUAAAUGAUGUGAAUAUCGCCAGUUUGAGAGGCAUGCGGGUGAAAUUCGACUCCAACGGAGAUUUUUACACGUCUGGCCAUACUUACUGGAAUUACAACAACCAGCCAUCAGGAUUUUAUGCUUUCAAAAACGUUGGAACAUUUGUAGACAAUGUCUUCAACUUGAAUGCUGCAAAUGUUUUCAUGUACAAUAAUGAUCGUUCUUCACCUCUGACUGCUCUGCCAUCAUCUAAGUGCCCAACAGCCGGAUGUAGAAACUGUGAAGUACAUCGACCAAUGGUACAUUUCACAUACGCACCUGGAGAUGUCGUACUUGGUGGACUGUUUGAUAUACACGCUAAAGGCUCAGAAGUCCUUCUUUGUGGUGCACUCAAACCGACCCAUGCAUUAAACGUUGCUGCCUUCCGAUAUGCCAUUAGACAAGCGAAACAAGUUUUUCCUGGAAUUUUGAACGGAGUCGACCUUGGGUCAUUAAUUGUUGACUUGUGUGAUAGCGAAGAGACAGGACGUUUGCUGUUGAAUAAUAUACUUGGUGGACGCCAUGUUGUUGCAAAUGUAGAUCCUAAUCUCAUGAAAACAGUCGUCGGGGAACUUGAUAGUACUGAAGCUAUCUCAAUGGCCUCAAUGUUAAGUCGUUAUGAGAUGCCCUACAUAGAGUCGUCUGCAACAAGUGUUACUUUAAACGAUAUGGGACUUUUUCCAACAUUUACACGGGCUAUUCCAUCAGAUUACAAGCAGAUGUUGGCCCUCGUUCUACUAUUGAAGAGGAUGGAUUGGACGUACGUACAAGUUAUCUACUCAGGCGAUGCUUAUGGCAUAUCUGGCUAUGAGACUAUGAAAAAAGAGGGUGCUAAACAAUCCAUUUGCAUAGCAGCCAACCAUGAAAUAGGAAAAGAUGGAAGUAUAGACGCCAUAAUUGGCCGACUAAAUGAAAAGCCAGCUGCUCGAGCAGUCAUUGCAAUAGUUGAUAUCGGUGACUACCGUGAGAUUUUGAGAACUAUCAAGGAUAAAAAUCUUCAAGGUCAAUUUGUUUUGAUAGGAACAGAAGCAUGGGGACGUAGGGAGUCCAUUGUCACCGGAUAUGAAGAUGUUGCCGAGGGAAGUAUUACUUUGGACAUUACAGCACCUGAAAUUUCCAAGUUCCGUCAGUGGUUGAGUACAUUGAAGCCCACAGAUCCAGAGACUAUGAGAGAAAUGCCGUUCCUUGCGGAGUGGUACCAGUAUGCCUUUAGUUGUUACCUUGACGCUAAAAAUAGAGGAACAUACACUGUCGAGUGUAAUCCAGACUUGCCACUUACUUCAGCGCCAAGGUUUGAAGUGUCCUCAUAUACACCAUUCAUGAUUGCAGCUACGUACGCAGCAGCUCGAGCCGUAGAUGAAACCAUCAGAGACUUUUGUGGGGAUGGCAGUAGAAAUUAUAACGGACUUUGCUGGCAGUUCCGCAGUAACCCCGAUGUUAAAGAAAAAAUUCUGCAAUACUUACGAAGUUCUGAAUAUCAGUUGAAUGGUUAUCAGUUUAAAAUGAUGAUGGGCGAGGGACAGGCUAAUUACGAGUUCUACAGUUACACAGGAGGCGAAUACGUCAGGAUUGGUACAUAUGAUACAGAUGAUUCUUCUCUACAACUAGACUUUGUCAAUCCCAUCAGUCUGCCGAAUGGGUUCAUGUCUUCCUGUGUGUCGAGGUGUGGCGAAUGUGUCUACCUCGUACAGAAUAACCCAUUUGUUCUAAUCAACGAUGAUGCCGACUUAAGAAUUGGUGUCAACUUUGCACUGAAAGACCCUGGUCCCGAUCCUUUUCUUUGUGAAGCUUUGAGGUUGACCAAUGGCAUGCAGUCUUACUUGGCGGUAGCUUUUGCUCUUGAUGAAGUGAACGGCGGAAGAUCUCCGUUUGUAUUAAAUGAUGUCAAGGUUGGUGGUCUUCUGAUUGAUCAUUGCAACAGUGCGGCUAGAGCAUAUGGAAUUCCGUCUGCCUUGUAUUCUGGGAUACUUGGAGAUUCCGAGCCUAGACCUAAUUUGAAUGCAAUUCGUGCGUGGUUAACAGACAAUUCCAUGGUCACCCAGGAAAUGAAAGAUUUCUUCAGCGAUUUCAAUCUUCCAGUUAUCAGUUCUAUGGCAACAACAAACAGUUUUCUUGAUGAUGAUGAAUACCCUACAUUUUUGAGGACUAUACAGGGUGAUAGUACAAUAGCCAGCGCACUUGCAAUCCUGGCAAAGUCACUCGGACUGCAGUAUGUUUCUGUUCUGUACUCAAGCGACAGCUUCGGCCAUGGGGGAUUUGAUGUGUUUAGUUCAGUAGCCAUGCAGGAGGGUAUUUGCAUUAUAAAAGCUAUUGAAAUGGACGACUCGAAUGUUGACGCUAUUGUGCAGGAGCUUAUUGAGCAAUCAACUCAUGCUGUCAUUACGUACCUCGGACUCAAAGACAUGGACUCCUUCCUGGAGGCCAGGGGAAAGAACACAAAAGGCGACAACUUGGUGGUGAUCUCCCCAGAACCAUAUCCAAUGGUUUUCAACAGGCGUGGAAUGGAUGCACGAAAUGUGCUCGCGCUAAGAAUGAAAUCUAACAACUUAGAUUUAUUUAACCAAUACCUAGCCUCUUUAGAUGAGACGUCCUUCUCUGAUGACCAUCCAUACUUGAGAGCAUAUUAUAUGCAUCUAUUCCAGUGUAAUCUGCCGGGAGAGUAUAGAUAUUCAUCCGACUGUGGGGCAAUUAGAGAUAUAACAACCAGCACUAGUUUCUACGACGACAAUUACGUACUGCCAAUCAUAAAUGCUGUAUUCGCAUUUUCCGGUGCCGCACACGAAACCUUGAAAGUCCAGUGUGGUGAAAACUACAACGGUGUUUGCGCCAAGUUUUACUCUGAUCCAGAAACAAACACGAUUUUAUUGAGAAAAAUGCGAGAAGUUAGCUUCAUGGAUGUCAGUGCGUCGCCAUUUUCUUUCAUCGGAAAGGAAGGAAGUACUGGAAGAGAGAUCAUACACUUUGAUGGAAGUCAAAUGAAAAAGGUUGCUGAUUUUGCCGGCGCUUCUUUGAAUAUAAUAGAUCGUAACCUACGUACAAUGUUUGACAACACGAAAUCUGCGUGUAUUUCACCGUGCACAGAGUGCAUACAAAACAACAUGAACUUCACAUAUACACCUGGAGACGUCAUGGUGGCAGGUCUAUUUGAUGUACAUCAGGCUUCUCUAACACCGUUCUCCUGUGGUGACAUCAACACAAUCCGCGGCUUUCAGCUGCUUGAAGCUUUCCAUUUCGCCAUCAACAAGGUCAAUGAUAAAUCUGGCCAAUUUGCAAAUGUUUUGAAGAACGUCAAAUUGGGUGGUAUCGGUCUAGACGCAUGUCAGAGCGCCGUAAAGGGAGGGUAUCUUGUAUCAAAUAUACACAAUGGCAUAUCAGUCCUACAACGAGAUGGAAACAUAAUUAAUCCGGAUGGAAUAGAAGCCUACAUUGCAGCAUACUCCAGUGACAGGUCGAUUUAUUUGGCGAGACUGCUGAAAACAUUGAAAAUACCGCAAAUCAGUUACGGUUCUUCGAGUAUUUCUUUGCUUGAUCAAGAUCGCUAUCCGUUCUUUUUGCGAACAGUACCAGCUGACGAUAGACAAGCAAUGGGUAUCAUGAAAUUCCUGCGUAAUUAUGAUAUCAGAUACGUACAGAUUGUCCAUACAUCUGAUAAUUACGGAGAACAAGCUGCGAAAAUAUUAAACCAACUUGCAGAGGAACAGAAAGUCUGCGUCGCUCAAACUGUGGCAUUUUUACCACAAAGCUCCGUUACAGUUGAGAAUGCCAACGACGUGGUGCUUAGCUUACUGAAGAAGCCAGUUGCUAACACAGUUAUUGUUUUUGCUGACAUCAGCUUUAUCAAUGAGCUGCUUCAAGCUGUCCGACGAAAUCCUGAUGCUCGAGGUAAAUUCAAAUUUAUUGGAUCAGAUACGUGGGCCAACAAUCAUGAAUCUAUUGAAGGAGUUGAAGACAUUGCCCUGCACUCAGUCACCUUAGAUUUAGACGUGGUCGACAUUCGUGAAUUUGAUGAAUACCUGUCAACAAAAACACCUGCCAACUACCCAGAAAAUCCAUGGUUUCCGGAAUACUAUGAGGAAAUCCAGAACUGUUAUCUUACCAUCCCAGAUACAAGGUACCCGGGUCGAUGUUCAGCAACCCCAAAGAACAUUGUCACUUCCAGGAGGUACAAACAAGAUACGGCUCUAAUCCAUGUGAUAAAUGCUGUAUAUUCGGCAGCAUACGGCCUUGACCUUGCCCUGCGUGAGGAUUGUGGUGAAGAUUAUACCAAUGUCUGUGAGGCUUUCAAAAAUCGUGAUGGCCGACAUGAAUUUGUUCUUGACAAGAUCAAGCAAGCAAGUUUUGUGGAUCUGUCGGGUCAACCAUUCAGUUUCUCAGACAGAGGUGAUGGCAGCAAAGGAUAUGUUCUUUACAGCAUUGAUUCUUCAAAUGACCUUGGAUUCACAUAUAGCCCAAUUGCCAAGUACACAAGUGACGGAGAAUUGAUGAUGACACGAAUGUCAUACAAGCCAGCCUGGGACGGAAGCUGUGAGCGCGUAGACUCGUGUACUGAAUGUCCAACCAUCCGUAACCUUCAAACCAGAUAUAUGCUACCAAGGCAUAAUGACAAGGCAAACAAUCCCAAUCCUGCCACAUUGAUCUACGCAGCUAGAAUCCACGACCAAGGCAAUGAUGAGUAUAGAUGCGGAGCCAUGAACAUGGAGUCGACCAUGCAGGCCCUCUCGAUUCUCUACACAGUACAUUAUUCCAAUCUCAUCAUCAAUAAACCGUUCGAUCUACGUCUUCUCAUCCUAGAUCACUGCAAUAACCAGUUACGAAUAGAUCAAGACAUAUUCAAUUUACUAACAACAGGAAAUCUUUGCAAUGCCGAAUUUGAUUCAGAUGGAAGCCUAAUUAAUAAAGAUACAGUGAUGGGUGUACAAGUACAGUCAUCUCGUUACGUUGUCGCGGCCAACAGAGUGACGGCACCCGUUAAAAUCCAACUUAUGAGCGGAACAGCUUCAUCAACUGCCCUGAGUGACCAAUGGCGUUAUCCCUAUUUUGCACGUACAGUGCCGCCAGAUAAUAUUCAAAUGGAAGUGAUUGCCAAAAUUUUAAAGCACAAUGGUUGGAGUUAUGUUGGUGUUAUUUAUGCAAAGGACAGCUACGGAAUCAAUGGCUACAAAGACUUGCAAUCCAUUGUCAAUGAUGGCCAGUAUUCAUGUAUCGGUACUGCGGAAGGUAUUAACAGUCCAAGCACAGUAGCCGAGCUACGUCCCAUUGUUAAACGUCUGGCAGAAACCAAAGGUAUUGGUGUAAUAGUUCUUAUUGUAUUAGAUCCACGACCAAUUCUGGAUGCCCUUAUUGCAGAAGGCAUUGCGGAGAAUUAUCUUUUAAUCGGAACGGAUACUUGGGGAGUGAGAUCGUUUAUCACUGAGGAUAUUGCCAAGCAGUUUGCUGGUGCUAUUACCAUUGAUUUCAGAAAUGCGUUUUAUAAUAAUUUUGUUAACUGGACAAAGACAAUUUCCUUUAGCAACAAGAUGGGAUUACCAGAUGACUGGUUUGAAGAGUUCUACCAGCAUAUUCAUGAAUGUCUACUCCCAAAUUCCAAAUUACAAAUGCCAGACUAUCGCCUUUGUUCCGGACCAGAUGGAAAGGGUGAAACUAUCACCGAAGACAAAAUUAAACAGUUUGCUCCCCGACUCACUAAUAUUGCCGCAACAUACGCCAUGGGUAAUGGAUUAAAUAAGUUAUACAGAGAUUACGGCUGUGCUGACAAAACAUUUACCUCUUGUAUGGCCGGCAUCAAAGAGGCAAGGGACGUUCUGUUUGAAAAUACAUUAGCACAGACUUGGAGCAUCAAUGCGGGGCAGGUUGAUCCAAGAGAAGCUUUUAACCUCGAACUUGGAGAAGAUAGGUACUGGAAUAUCGGUUACAACAUUUACUCCUUCGGCCAAGAUAAUGAAUAUUACAAGAUCGGAAGCAAUUCUGAACGAGGCGGUUUCCGAUUUAAUCAGGCUGGUAACUAUGAUAGUCAGCAUACAGGAAUCACAUCAGAAUGUCCCACGGAUCAGUACUGUGAUUGUGCAAUACAGGACGGACGAACGGAACAACAGGAGUCUCAGAACAUGACUCAACCAAAAUACAUGCGUGACCACGAACCCAGGAAUUAUUUCAUGUAUGACGAGGAUACCCUGGAACAGGUUUAUCAGUGGCCAAUCUGGGCGAUCGCAACUGCUGUUCUCAGCUGUAUCGGACUCGUUGUAGGCCUUGUCCUGUUCUUCUAUUUCAUCAUCUGCUAUCCAGUGCGUGGCGGUACGACGAUACUUGGCUUUUUGAUGAUGCUUGGUCUGUUCGGAAUUUACGCUACAAAUUUCGCAUUCUUUAAACCUGCAGCAGAAGAUAUUUGUGCCGCCAGAAAAUUUUUGAUGGGAGUUGUAUAUACAGUUGUUUUUGCACCAUUAUUUGUAAAAGCUGUGGACAAUUGGCGAUUUAAAGACUCUGAAUUUAGUCCAAAGCGCUACGCUGGACUUACAAGUCCGAUUUCGUUGGUGUUAAUAGCUCUUGGUAUUAUAUUGAUCCAGUGCAUUAUACCAAUUGAGUGGCUGAUUUUACGUCGGCCAACAGCUAGCUUGAUGGCUGACUCAACAGAUCAACAUGAUUGGAUGUGGUGUGACCCACAUGAUUUCUACGACAUCUCAAUGGUACUAUCAAUGUCGUUUGUCGUAUUUUUGGUCAUAUUGACGGCCAUCUUUGCAGCACUUGCAUGGGACAGCGAGAGCAAUUACUUUGAAUCCAGAUGGAUCUUCGUCUCCUGCGUGUGCACGGCUGGGUGCUUAAUGGUCUGGAUGGUGGUGACGACGAAUGCCGGGCCGCCAUACCGAGAUCCAGCGGUGGCGAUUGCAAACUUCGUCAAUGCAACAGCUUUACUAAUAUUUAUACCAAUUAGAAAGCUGAUACUACUUGUACAGUUUUCCGCCGAGGAGGAGGAAGCCAAAAUGCCAAUGCCAUCAGAUGAACAUGAUCCAAAUAAUGAGAUAUAUUCAACCGUAUAUACAAACCAAAUGUAUCAACCAGACGUUUUCCAAGCAGAAUCCACAAAACAGGACUCGGAUGGUGGCUACUAAAGAAUUAUGGCUGGUGAUUGGUUGUUUGGAAGGAGCUAUGUUAUGCUGGAGGAGAAACCUCAAAACCAUGAAAAAAAUAAUACUCAAACAUUUCCUGAUGCUACAAGGAUUCAGGACACCGUUUGGUGUUCACAGAACUUAAGAAAAAAUAGAAUUCUUUUUUUAAUGAUUUUCAGAUAGCGCUCUUCAACUUGCCUAUAUUUAAUGUGUUAUGAACACAUUGUUUUCUGCUUUAUAGCUUUCUAUGUGGACAAUCUCUGAAAUAUUUCAAAUAACAGGAAAAAAUAAUAAAGAUAAUUCUAGCAUUUGAAAUUUAAAGCACAGGCAAAUUUUAUAAAUUGGGGCAAAUAGAUAUGUGUUCCUGCUUUUUUUUAUUUUCCAUAACUUACAUGAUUUUUUCAUUAUAACUGUUUGUUUUUGUUUUGUUUUUUGUUAAUGCGUGAAACUAUAUUUUCAUAAUUCAUAAGAAUUGUUUUGAGUGAAGAAAUAAUUUGUGUGAGACAUUGUGUUAAAAUAUAUUUUUUAAUUAACCGUUUAAUGACAUAGAGUUUAUUAGAAAAAAAAGGAACUAUUAAUACAUACAGUGUCAUGACAGUUACAGUGCUGGUACUAAAUUUUAAAAAUGUUUAAUUUCAUGCUGUUUUAAUUUCCUGGUAAAUUACGAAUCGGCAAACCCCUUUAAAUGCUUCAAACUGUGCUAUAUAUAGAAUGGUUGUGAUAUGUGAUUGGAUUGUUCUUUUUGUGAUAGUUAUUGAUUUUCAAUGCUGAAGAGUAUAUUUCAAGGGAGACAAUUGUUGAUGAAAAUGCUUGAAAUAAGGUUAAAACACAUUUGUUGUGUAUAAUUUUAGAGUUUAGUUUUGCAUAAAAUAUAAAAAGUUUCAUUUGAAAUGUUUUCAAUAAGCUAUAAAACUGCUAAGUUUUUUUGUUUUGUCAUAAAAACUUAAAGUAUACUAGCAUGUUGUUUGUUUUUUUUAUAGAAAUUAUUUUUUUAAUGUUGAUGAAUAAAAGUGAAUCAUGCAUAAUAUUGUUAAGAAUUACAAAUAAAAUUAUAAACUUUAUACACACCAUGUGUAUGGAAAAGUGGUUUUAUAAUUUAUAUACUUUUUUAAAUAUUUUUUGUUGGUGAUUUUUUUUUUAGAUAAAGCUUUUUUUUGGAAAUAUAAAAAAAUAUGAAAAUGUGUAAGAAUGAAUGAUUAAUGAGAUAUUUUUGCUAAUAAAAAUGUCAUGUCUUGUUUUUCUUAAAAGAAAUUUUAGGAUGUCAUGGCAUUACCCAAUUAGUGCUUAUAUUGUAUAGUUGCUUAUUUUUGUAAAUUUUAUUAUAAACGUUAUCUGAAUCGUCUCUACAUGUAUAUAUUAUAUAAGUUUUUGUUAAUGAGAUUUGAAAAGAGAGACUGUCACAUUUAUACAACUAUAAAUAUGCAAUUUAGAAAAAUGAUAAAUAAAACAUGUAUAUU
Messenger RNA from Ruditapes philippinarum (Manila clam), 10062 nucleotides. RefSeq lists its product as uncharacterized. Lineage: Eukaryota; Metazoa; Mollusca; Bivalvia; Venerida; Veneridae. Gene Ontology annotation, cellular component: membrane. Gene Ontology annotation, molecular function: group II metabotropic glutamate receptor activity. Gene Ontology annotation, biological process: regulation of synaptic transmission, glutamatergic; G protein-coupled glutamate receptor signaling pathway. The coding region runs from base 188 to 8608 and encodes 2806 amino acids. The record is from RefSeq and is a predicted model, not a curated record. The transcript is spliced from 21 exons.